This is a messenger RNA of Oncorhynchus nerka (sockeye salmon), 4916 nucleotides long. Its product is annotated as serine/threonine-protein kinase 24-like. Bases 827 to 2131 code for a protein of 434 amino acids. NCBI's taxonomy places the organism in Eukaryota, Metazoa, Chordata, Actinopteri, Salmoniformes, Salmonidae. Gene Ontology annotation, biological process: protein phosphorylation; negative regulation of cell migration. The record is from RefSeq and is a predicted model, not a curated record. Gene Ontology annotation, molecular function: protein serine/threonine kinase activity; ATP binding. Gene Ontology annotation, cellular component: cytoplasm. The transcript has 11 exons.
CCAGCAUAACUGUAGUUUGUGUAUUUUAAAACCUGAAACUAAUAAUCCUAUCUCACUCGUUAGCUAGUUGACGCAGUUUACAUAUAGCAUUGUAUAUACGUCAAUAUUUGUCAGUCAAUCGGAGCUGGCUGAAUUUCUACAGUGACUCCCGACAGUAUCUAGCUAGCUACUUUGCCGCUUUGGACGCGGUAUGUAGUCUCCUCGGACGCGGUAUGCAUUCUCCUCGGACGCAGCUGUGGAAGCGUUGCUGAGAGCCCAUUGGCUAUCGAGCGGCCAAUGGCGUGGGUCUUGAUUGAUUGGUCUUCCAUGGAGGAAUGUUCCGGUUCACUGCGCACGGCUGUAGUUUUCCUGAAGUGUUUCCCUAAUGUCAGAAUGACAGCUAUAAAAAUGGCGGAGGGCAAUAGAGAAAAGUGAUGAGGACGGGGCAACAAAUGAGACAACUAUCCUCAAUUUAUUAUAUUAUUCUCAUUGUUCAUCGGAUAUUCUCGAAAACAUUUAAGGUUUGGUGAGACUUGUGCAGAGCCUAGUUUGUUCUUCUGUUGAAGAUUUAGCUAGCUAACGUUAGCUAGUUUGCUAUCUGCGGAAGAGGCACAACUUCCAAGACAUUGCAGCUAAAAAAACAAGCAAUGUUUUUGAGCUGAUUUCGUGAUAGUUGGGGACUUUGUGUAAAUCAGGCAUUAUAAUUCCAAUAACGCAAGGUAUCAUUAGCUGGACAUAAACCGCUUUGCACUCUCCUCCGAUUUGGGCUAGCUACAGUAACUCAUUUAGCUAGCAAACAAAGUGGCGUCAACUGACUACGAAUUUAGGUGAUUGUUUAUUUUAUAACAUGGCUCGUUCCCCGGAUCAGAGUGGCAUUCCAGGGAUGCAGAACUUUAAAGCCGAUCCGGAGGAGCUGUUCACCAAGCUGGAGAGGAUAGGGAAAGGCUCUUUUGGAGAGGUGUUCAAAGGCGUUGACAAUCGGACUCAGAAAGUAGUGGCCAUUAAGAUAAUUGACCUCGAGGAGGCUGAGGAUGAAAUCGAAGACAUCCAACAGGAAAUAACAGUCCUCAGCCAGUGUGACAGUCCCUUCGUUACCAGGUAUUAUGGAUCAUAUUUGAAGGAUGCGAAAUUAUGGAUUAUUAUGGAAUAUUUAGGAGGAGGAUCAGCUCUGGAUUUAUUGGAGCCCGGUGCCUUGGACGAAACCCAGAUUGCCACUAUUCUCAGAGAGAUCCUGAGGGGACUUGAGUACCUGCACUCUGAAAAUAAAAUCCACCGAGAUAUUAAAGCCGCUAACGUGUUGCUAUCGGAGCAAGGAGACGUGAAGCUGGCAGACUUUGGAGUGGCGGGGCAGUUAACGGACACCCAGAUAAAGAGGAACACGUUCGUGGGCACUCCGUUCUGGAUGGCACCUGAAGUCAUAAAACAGUCUGCGUACGACUCAAAGGCGGAUAUAUGGUCGCUAGGUAUAACAGCCAUAGAGCUAGCCAAAGGAGAGCCGCCCUACUCAGAGCUUCACCCUAUGAAGGUCUUAUUCGUCAUCCCAAAGAACAACCCGCCCACCCUGGAAGGAAACUACUGCAAACCCCUCAAAGAAUUCAUAGAAGCCUGUUUGAACAAAGAGCCCAGCUUUAGGCCAACUGCCAAAGAGCUGCUGAAACACAAGCUGAUCAUCCGGCACGCCAAGAAGACGUCCUACCUUUCAGAGCUGGUGGAGAAGUACAAGAAGUGGAAAGCAGAGCAGUCUCGGGAGGACUCCAGCGACGACGAGUCGGGCUUUGGGCUGGAUGGCCAGGCAUCUGGAGUGAACGACUCUGGGAACGAUGCCUGGAUCUUCUACACCAUCAGGGAGAAGGACCCCAAGAAGUUCCUGAAUGGUGCCGCCCAGUUCGAUGAGCUGGAGAGGAACCAGGUGCAAGACAAUCCAGAAAGGCCUCUGUCACAGAGCUGGUGCAAUAUCAUUUCACCUUUGUUUGCCGAGUUAAAAGAGAACCAGGUUGAGGCAACCAAUGGCAAGCCAGAGGCUGUGGAUGAGCUGAGGGAGGCCGUUUUCAUGUUGGAGGAGUCCUAUCCUGGUAUCUCUGACGCCCUGGUGUCUGAACUAGUGCACAGACUACAGAGGUUUUCUCUACCCAGGGCCUCAUCCUCCCAGUGACACACCCACCCCUACAGUAGCAGCAGUCUGUCAGUCCAUGGCCUCUGACAUCAACAGCCAAGAUUAAGUCUCCCAGGAAGUUCUCCAUCACUCAUUCAUUCACCUAAAGCAAAGCCUCAGCCCACUUUUUUCUUUUAUUUUUUUUAUCUCUACUUAAGGUAUAUUGUCACUUUGCGGCCAGUCACGGGCCUGUUGGUCAGCUGCCACUUUGACAACUGCUGUAAGACCUUUUGGGCUCAAUACCUCCGAUAUGAACACAGGACCAUUGAUUCAAACAUUUUGGUGUGGCUUAUUCCUAAAAGGUCCUGAAGCCUUUCAGGGAGGAUCUAACUUUCGUGUGUGUGUGUGUGUGUGUGCAUGCAUGUGAGCAUCUCCUUUGAGAUCCUGUGAAAUGUGCGGUGGAGAUUGAAGCAUUCUUUUCAAAACUCAGGUAUCCUUCUUUUAAGUAGAUGGGGGGUCCUCUGGGAGAAUUAAGAGAUCUGUUGGGUGGCUGUACAAACUUGUAAAUAGGCACAUUUUUACAAAUAUUGAGAAAUAAUGGAGUGUACACAAAGGAAUCUAUGUGUACAAGUGGCCAAAUGCUUCUGUACAUAUAUUCUGUUAGAAAGGGUCAAUGUUUAAAGAGACGUGUAAAUGGUCAUAACUGAGAUUGCUUUGCCUUUAUUACUUGCUCUUUUGUAUUUCAGUCAUGGAUUCCCUCGUUUAAAUAGCUCAUCGUGGAUUCCCUCUUGUUUAAAUAGCUCAUCGUGGAUUCCCUCUUGUUUAAAUAGCUCAUCGUGGAUUCCCUCUUGUUUAAAUCAUACAUUUUCAAGGACACAUCCAUUCAAUGGCAAUUGCUUCCCUCUGUUGUCUUUUUGUUAAUUGAUACUUUGGCCACUUUUUUUUUUUUGUUUCGUUUUUAAAUGCUCUUUGACCUUUUUGAUGUCUCACUCCGUGACAUGGCUGUAGUUGCCAUGCAGUGCAGACCACAGAAACAGAAUCUGUCCAGGUGCACUACUUCUAACCCUCUCUAGUCUUGACACUGGAUUCUAUGUUGCCAGAGCAUCGAACUUCAUGAGACCACAUGGUUUCAUGACAAGAUGUCUGUUGGAUUGUUCCUCUAUCCUGUGUAAGAUGAGUGCUUUAGUUCUAUUGAAGGUUCACCUUUCCUCUUUUUUUUUUUUAACAUGGCAGUAAAUUAAACUACAUCAUCCCACAACAAACACGUCGUCUUUGGAACUGCAGUGGUACAAUCUAUUCAACAGCUUGAAUUGGUCAUUAUUGUACAGGCAUGUCUCAAUGCUACAUAAGACAACUGUCCACCUGAAGCAACACAGCUUGGAGCAUAGUACAACAGAACACUAAACGUGAAUUCCACACUAAGUUUAGUUGAAAAGGAUUGCAGAAGUGCGUUAUGGUGUGUUCAUACUAGUUGACGUAAAGUAGCAGAAAGCCAGCGGCCAUUAGGAAGCAUACCGCACUUCCCUGCUGCUACUGACCCCCCCGUGUAGUUUUAAAUGAAUGUGCGUUAAUGUACACGCAUUUCGCUACACCCACUAAACACGUGUUUACAUAAAGUUUAAUUUGAUGAAAAAUAACUCCUGUGACUUGGCCUGCACAGUAUUUAUUUAACUAGGCAAGUCAGUUUAAAAAUGGUGUUUUUUUUUUAUUUUGUUUUUUUACAAGGAUGGCCAUAGGUACAGUGGAUUAACUGCCUUGUUCAGGGGAACAGUGGGUUAACUGCCUUGUUCAGGGGCAGAACGACCGAUGUCUUUACGCCUUGUCAGCUCAGGGAUUCGACCUAGCAACCUUUCAGUUACUGGCCCAAUGCUCUAACCACUAGGCUACCUGCUGCCCCUAAUAUCCAUUGUAGCAAGCAUGCUACUGGACUCUUAACCUGAUGUCCUGGACCUUGAGUGUUCAAGUCAGCCUUAGCAACUUUAUUGCGAGUGGGGUGCAGUCACAUUUAAAAUAUUUUGAGCCAAGUGUUACAUGGCAGCAUGGACACAUUUAACAAUUGAUUUACAUCAGCUAAGUUAAUGGUGUUUGCUCUUUACAUGGGGUUAGAUACUAUAGCUUCAUAAAGCACACAGAAGUAUGAACACUGGGUCUCUUAUGGGAUUUCAACAGCUACUGGAAACCUUCUUUGUAUUCGCUGUGUUCAGACCAAUGUGAGAUGUCCAGUAUUGAACUGUUUUUCUUCUGAGUUUUGGGCAUUUGGGAUUGGAAACAGAAGUACCCCCUUGUUUUGAACCCACUUCUGUUGACCAGUUUUUCCAACAUUUGAGUGGACCCCUUUUGAUCUAUUUCCGUUAUUCCCCUCAUGUCACACAUGAAAGUGCCAUGUAUGGACGCCCAUCUUUGUUUUGUUUUGUAAUUUGCACCUUGUGGAGACAACUGUCCCGUUUCAUUCUUUGUGUUGCACUUUUUGUAAGCGUUUUCUUCAGGAUUCAAGUAAGAAUAAUGGUACUUGAGACCAUAGUUUUUUUUUUUCUUUGUCAUAUCUUACGUGAUUACUAGUAAACCUUUCUGAGUGUAGCAAUAAAGCAGUGGCGGCGUCAGGACACAUUUAUCAGCACAGAUAUAUUCUACGGAACAAGAAUAUAUUUUUAUAACUCACACAAGCAGUAUGUAUAGAAUAAAGAAUAUUGUCCUUCCGUUUGUUAUUAAAAUUGAAAUGUCAUUUUCUGUAACAUUGCAGACUGUUUAUAGUCCUGUAUAUAAUCAUUGUUCAUGUCACUCAAAUUCCAAGGUAUUGGGAGUCUUUGUAAGCUUUCAAGUGAUUAAAAUCGAAUGCAAAUUUAAA